AUGCAAACUAAGAUUUAUCCAAAAAUAGAGGAACUUAAUAACAUUCGUUGCAUAAGUUAUCGACAAUUGCAUUCAUUACAUAACACAAAGACAGCGUAUUCGACACUCAGUUUGUUUUUACGAAAUCGUACAUGUGCAAAAAUGGCUGUAAAAUUAUGUUACACUUCUGAAAUUUUUAAUCAUCACAACGGUGUACAUUCUUUACAAGAAUUUAAUCCCAGAUUAACUUCAACUAGUCAACAUAAAGUAGUAGACUAUGAAGCGGUGAAUCCAUUUAUCAAUAAUCAAACAUCAUACACGCAUAUUUCAAAAUAG
Messenger RNA from Heterobilharzia americana, 315 nucleotides. NCBI's taxonomy places the organism in Eukaryota, Metazoa, Platyhelminthes, Trematoda, Strigeidida, Schistosomatidae. The record is from the annotation of a GenBank genome assembly.